Messenger RNA from Effrenium voratum, 279 nucleotides. The record is from the annotation of a GenBank genome assembly. NCBI's taxonomy places the organism in Eukaryota, Dinophyceae, Suessiales, Symbiodiniaceae.
AUGGAUGCACACCUGGAGCGAUCCCUGUCGAAGGUGCCGGGCUUGCUGGAUCCGGCGGCCGCCCCUUGCGAUGUGCUGUCCGUGUCAGUGGCCUUGCAGCGCGUCAUCGAUGAGGAGCCGUCGAUGCUCUUCCGACAUCACUCGUCCCCGGCUGAGCUGGCAACCCUGCAGGAGUGGGCAAAGGCCGAUGCACGCACUUCAGCUGUUGCAGCGCAGGCGUGGCUGGUGUUUUUCUUCGUGGUGCUGGACGCCUCGAAGAGCCGGGCGCCUACUGCCUGA